AAGAUCAUAUAAGUACAAAAACAAGACUCUGGGUUCCAUGCACAAGAGGUAAAAAAACCAUGUGCAAAGUGCCCUCCUCCUCCUCCUUUCUGAGCGGGAAAGGGUUAAACGGGGGAGGAGAUCGUAUUUCGGGAAAGGAAGUAGAUUUAAUCUGGAGCUGACUGUACCCCCGAUAAGAAUCUCCUAGGGCAGGGCCCACGCUACUACGAGGUAAUCUAUUUUGGAAAUAGCUUUGAUGCUCAAAGCAGGACGAAUAGCUCUAGAAACUAUUGCUCAGGGUGGGGCAGAAAUGGGGGGGGAAAUUGUCUUCUAAAAACUCUGAAUUCUUGGUACGAUGUUAGAAAAUUGGGUUUAUGCUUCCGAAGGCCUAGCACUAAAGGAAAAAUGACGGGGAGGGAUGAGGAAAGAAAAAAAAAACCCCAAAUCUGAAUACCAGCUUUUUCAAGCUAAAAGUUUCCGCUUGACCGAAAUCGCUCCGAAUUUUCCUGGAAAGAACUCGUCCUUUUUAAAAGUCUUUUCGUGUCUCGUUUUAUAUCCUACCGGGUUCUUUUUUUGAAAAAUUGCAGUCGAAGUUCAUGCCAACAGGUGUUCAAUGUGGUAAGAAGAAUACCGGAUGUGACCAAAGGGCAAAAAUUAAAUCAAUGUAAAAACCAGAAAGGAAAACAUAUUCGUCUCGUGGCGAGAUGGGCAGCAGGCGGCAGCCUCCCUCGAGGAACGAAAGAAACGAGGGUCUAAAAAAAAUAAACCCAAGAUGUUGUAAGAUGAGGACUACCUGUGUUAGGGACGGAGAGGGUCCUUAUUUGUAUUUGGUCUUGGUUUUUUCUUCUCCAGAAAAGUCUCGAUAAAAGAAAUCUGGAGAGGAAGAAGACGUUGGAAGGUGCGCGAUUUUAGGGAGACGCAUGGAUAAAGAGAUCUUCCUGGUGAUUUUUUUGCUCUUCUCUGCUGGAUCACAAGUCCUGGAUGGCAUGAAGGAUGCCAAGAAGAUAUUCCGAGAAGUGGAAGGAUCGGCUUUUAGGAGGAAAAAAAGCUUGAGAUCUGUAGGAUCAGAAAAUCAGAGCAACCCUGGACCCUCCUCUUCGAGGCCUCCCGAUAGCGCAGCGAAACCUGUCCCCUGCCCCAAAGGAAGGUUCCACUUCGACAGUGAGAACUGUUCAGUGUGCAAAUCUUGCACAGGCGCUAACACAAUUUUGGUGCAGGAGUGCAGAGACAACCAGGACACGGAGUGCGGCUGCGCGGAAGGCUAUUUCAACCAAGAGAACGUUCCCUCUCUAUUAAACUGCAUGAAAUGCACCAACUGCAGCUCUCAGCGCAGGGAGACGCUGCAGGCCUGUCGCCGAGACGCCGACGCCGAGUGCGGAUCCUGCUUUUCCGGCUUCUGCGAAUCUGGAGAGACCUGCGGGCCAUGUCCGACACCACAGAGCAGAGUUGAAGUGUUCACCUCCAUGAUGGCUCCUGAUAGAAUCAGCCUGACUCCCCGCGGGAUCCCCGAAAACGAGCAGUGCAACAUGGUCUGUAAAAUCGCCGUAGGUGCCUGUGGGUGUAUUUUCAUCCUGGCCGGAGCCCUGGUUCUCUAUUUUAAGAAGAGGAAAAUUACUUCUGUUCCGAAGCCAAUCCCUCCUCCGAAUAUCUACAUUAGCAAACCCCAUUUUGGCAGUCCCGUCUCCUCCCUUCCCGAGACAGUCUUGCUGAUGGACAAAGUGCCCCCACCGUCCCGCUCCCUGCAACAAGGGCGGAAUCUCUACACCGUCAUCAACGCCGUGCCCGUCCGACGGUGGAAAGAGUUUGUGAGGGGCCUGGGGCUGCAGGACGGCGAAAUCGAGCUGGUGGAACUGGAGCACUCUCAGUUCCGCGAGCAGCAGUACGAGAUGUUGAAACGCUGGUGUCAGCAGCGGGGUGCCUCGUUGGAGGCCAUUUUGGACACCCUGGAGGCCAUGCAGUUGGGCGGCUGCGCCCAGGAACUGAGGGAGAAGCUGCAGGUGGAGCAUCUGUGGUGCAACCCCUAAGGGCUGACGGUGACGGGGAGGCUGUCCUCAUAUGGGAAGAUACGUCGCGGUCGAGUGGCGGAAUGAGACAACUCGUGCAGCCAUGACCAUCUCGCCGCAGUCCACUCGCUACAACCAACUCGCCACGAUCAUCUUGCCGCAGCCAACUCACCACGGGACAACUUGGUGCAGAAAACGCACCACAGAACAAGUCGCCGCGGGAAAAUUCUAUGCGGGAUAACUCAACAUGAUAAAUAUUACCCGUCACUGUUUCUUGAACAUUAUUUCCAUUUCUCUGGUAAUGGGCAAAAUAAAAAUUAUGUCGAAGAAACAGUGGAUAACACUUAUUGCGUUGAGUUAUCCUGCGGGGAAUUUUUCCGUGGCGAGUUGUCCUAGACCCACGAGCGUAGUGUUGCUGACGUACAGCUCCUAGCUGGAAAUGUUCAGGACUGAACUCCAAUGGACGGUACCCAGUUGCUUGAACCCUCGGCCUCAUUCACAACUUGCUCGUUCGUCUUCUGUGCAAAAAAUACCCCAUAGUUUCUCCUUGUGAAGGGAAAAUACGAGUGGACAGCGGGCGACGCGCUACCGAUAUCGACCGAGCCAUCAAAAACAUAUUGCCUGCCGGAGGGCAACUCACUACCUUACUGGCAGAGCCAACUAUCUUGUUUUGCCUACCAAAUAGGGUCAACGCUGCCGUUGAGACAGAUCAGUCCGAUAUAACGCUAGCCAACUCGAGGUAUUACUUGAAUUUUAUUACGGCAUUUGUUUUGAACGCCAGAAUGCAAGUAAUUCUCGACGUAGAACCAGUCUAAAUGUGAAUCCGUAGUCCUUGAUCCGCCCUGCGAUAACCCCGCUGGCUCACAUUCGAAAAGCUUAACAACCCUACCUCACAGGGCUGUUGUGACGAGGUUUCGAGGCUCGCUCGCUCUGGAGGGUUCAGGCACUGCAACAGGUGUAGUAGACAUUGUAUGUCACUUUUUAAAUCAACGUUUAAUCUGUCCUCCUGGAGGACAAGGCAACGUUAUUCUGGAGAGCAGUUUUUUCUCACUGUGAAUCACAAAAAAUUUUUUAGAGACAAACACGGUGUGUGUGUAUAUAUUAUAUAUUUGUGUGUGUGUGUCUCUGUGUAUUAACUCCAGCCUUUUUGGAGUGCCUCCUCACGCACUUAAUAAUAAUAAUAAUAAUAAAACUUUAAUACAUUUGCUGGUCCCACCUGUGAAUUCUUUGAUCUGCAAGGUGCCUGGAGUUCCACAAUUAAGAAUGGUGAUAAAUUAAGGUUUUACCAAACCUUUGUAAUGAUUUGUCUUUGUAAUUCUGCACUUGAUAUGGCCCAAAGGGCUGAUCAAUAAAUAAAAUUGAAUUGAUAAAUUAAGGCAGGCUGUUGAAUCGUAGUUAAGCCGGUACUUUGCAUGCAAACAAAUCUUGGUUUAAAGGCUGAUGUUUCCAGGAAGUCAGUUUUACAUACCGGUAGUCUUCGAUUUACGACAAUUGAGCCUGAAAUUUCGGUUGCUAAGCGAGAUGGUUGUGAAGUGAGUUUUGCCCCCGUUUUACGACCUUGCUUGCCACAGUGAAUCCCUGCCGUUGUUCAGUUAGUAACCCAGUUGUUAACCGAAUC
Messenger RNA from Pantherophis guttatus, 3600 nucleotides. Lineage: Eukaryota; Metazoa; Chordata; Lepidosauria; Squamata; Colubridae. The record is from RefSeq and is a predicted model, not a curated record.